UGAACCAACGAAGAAGAAUGUUUUAAACCAGGAAGUCAAUAUUUUUACAGGAAGCCAGCGUAAGCUUCCUUUUGUUUUGUUUUGUCUUUGUUUUCUACACCACACUGAUUGGAUUUUUUCAUCAGAGGGUCAAGCUGGAUUACUGAAUAGGUUGAGGUGUAUCUUAUUUGGUUCUAUUAAGUUUAUUUUUUCGACGUUUGGUGACGUUUGUCAUUCGCUGUGAGUUAGCUCGGCGAGCUCUCCACAAAGCUAACAGGCCUGAAGGCCGAUCAGUCCAUUGUCUGUCCGUCAGUCAGAUACUUCUCCUGUUUUUAUGAAGCAACGAGUUCCAGCGUUAAACCUCUUUUGGACACAUCAGUAACCACUCUGAUCAGAACUCCUGUACCACUGUCACCUGCUCAUUCUCCAGGUAUCGUUAGCUGUACCUGCUAACGUUUGGUCAGUCGGUGUGCUAAUCAUCGUUCGAUACCGACUCUGAAACUGCCUGACAGUUCACAUAAACCAACUCUAACACCGCUGAUCGGACCACCAUGUACGCCCCACCGGGUUCUGCUGCUCCUGGAGGCCGCAGAAGGAGAGGGGGGACCUCCGUACCCAAGCAGCCGGAGCGGAGCCUGGUGUCGGCUCUGCCCGGAGCUCUGUCCAUCACCGCGCUGUGCACGGCGCUGGCAGAACCGGCCUGGCUCCGUGUACAUGGGGGCACCUGUCCGAGGCAAGAACUAGGGGUUGCAGAUGUCCUUGGGUACAUCGAUCCCAAGCUUCUGGGCGAUUACUGUCUAAACCCGCAGACCAUCCUGCUCCUGAGGGUGAUAGCUGCGUUCUGUUUCCUGGGCAUCCUGUGCAGUCUGACUGCGUUCCUCUUGGACGUGUUUGGACCCAAGCACCCAGCACUGAAGAUCACACGCAGAUAUGCAUUUGCACAUAUUUUAACAGUGUUGCAGUGUGCCACAGUGAUAGGCUUCUGCUACUGGGCCUCGGAGCUCAUCCUGUCACUACAGCAGCAGCACAAAAAGUACCAUGGAUCUUUUAUUUACGUCACUUUUGCCAUCAGCUUCUACCUGGUGGCAGGAGCCGGCGGAGCCUCCAUCCUCGCCACAGCCGCGAACCUCCUGCGCCACUACCCCACGGAGGAGGAGGAGCAGGCUUUGGAGCUGCUCUCGGAAAUGGAGGACAGCAGUGAAACUUUUCCUGCUGAUUAUGACAUUGCUAAUCAGUUUCAGCCACCGCCUGCCUACACGCCCUAAUGCCGCCAGACUGGCCUUGUUAACACACGCUUCUCUCUCUCUCAGCACGGCUAUUGGCUUGAUGAGCAAAUCCCACUCUUUAUCAAAUGGAUAUCUUCGCAAAAUACUCCCCAUAAUGAACACAGCGUGCACGGAUGGUGCAGAAACUUCUUUACUGACAGUGCUUGGGUGCAUGAAAGCUUUUAGUGGUGGCAGAAAUUUAGGAGAUGAUUCUUAAUUUCACCACUGAAGUUGUUAGUGAUUUGCAUGUAAAUGGCUUUUAGGAUUUGGUUCUUACAUGUGAAGCAAACUAAACUGCAAGAAGUGCUCAACAUGGCUCAUCAUAAGUAACUGAUGAAGCAGCCACACCUGGAUCAGUGCCAAUUAUUGAGGCUGGGCUGUCGGCACAUUGUCAGCAGUUGUGUUGCUCUUGGUUGGACGUGGAUGGAGCUUUGUUUAGCAUCAUUUCGAUGUCAUUUUUGAUAAGCCUGUCAUCAUGUCUGAUUUUAAUUUUACCCAAACAUCAGAAAUGCAGACAUACACUGAGAAGUUUGUUUUAAACAUUUCUUUUUUAAAUUAAAUCAAAUGGACAUUAUUUAUUAUUUAGUUGUUUGUGCUGUGUCUUCUUUCCUUUCUUCUUGCUUUGUAGACAUCUUUCACUGGUUUAGUCUUAUUUAAUCACAUUUGUACUUGAAUUAAAAGGACAAAAUGGUCUCAAAUUCUGUGAGGCUGAUGUUUGUGGUGUUUUAAAGGAUCAGUGUUGGCCUUUGUUGCGUGUUGAGAGCGAGCCUCGGAGAAAAACAGAAAUCUUUUCUGUAUGUUUCACAAUAAGUGAAAUUUAGUAACCUUGUUGCAUAAGUUGGUUUUGUCAUGUUUCCUGUGUUUGAUUUAUGAAAGAAACCUUAUUUGUAAUUUGUGAUUACCACGUGUGGCAGUUUGAGUAUGUGUUUUCUAUGCAUGAGUUCUUAUGUGUGCAAAUUUUAAACCCUUCAGACAGUCUCGUGAGAAAAUCUCCCACAAGGUUUCAGCUGAGGCUCAAAAGUUGUGAUUUGGUGACUCUAGUUGACUGUUUGUUUAGUUUUCUCCAUUUUUUGCAUUUUGUUCCACAAAUUAUUGCUUUAUUUUCAUCACCAGUAUGUAAAUAUUGAUUGUUUAUACAUAAAAAGUGGUCAUAAUAAAAUAAAUGCCAUA
Notolabrus celidotus (New Zealand spotty) is the source of this 2414-nucleotide messenger RNA. It is a transcript of the gene tmem127, whose product is annotated as transmembrane protein 127. Gene Ontology annotation, biological process: negative regulation of TOR signaling; negative regulation of cell population proliferation. Lineage: Eukaryota; Metazoa; Chordata; Actinopteri; Labriformes; Labridae. Bases 531 to 1244 code for a protein of 237 amino acids. Gene Ontology annotation, cellular component: membrane. The transcript is spliced from 3 exons. The record is from RefSeq and is a predicted model, not a curated record.